Molecule: messenger RNA, 2359 nt
Organism: Lethenteron reissneri (Far Eastern brook lamprey)
Lineage: Eukaryota; Metazoa; Chordata; Hyperoartia; Petromyzontiformes; Petromyzontidae
Gene: TERB2
Product: telomere repeat binding bouquet formation protein 2
Biological process (GO): homologous chromosome pairing at meiosis; meiotic attachment of telomere to nuclear envelope
Cellular component (GO): nuclear inner membrane
Source: RefSeq, a predicted model, not a curated record
ACCCCGAGGGGUCAGUGCUGAGUGCUGACCGAUAGUGAGACGUAAGUUUAUUAUACAAGUUUAUUAUACUUAUACAAACGCGAUUUAAUUCAGAGGCGUUCAUAGUGUAAGUUGCAAAUCGAAGCGUGGCAUCGAAUACUUCCCGUCAAGCGUGAGUGAGAUAUUCGACACCAAAAAAAAUGUUCACGAAUAAAAGAGCAUGGUUUUCUAGCAGCGUGGACAAACAGCUUGUGAACAUGUGGGUUGCCAAGGGAGGCCAAUUGUGCUCCAUGCUGUCUGCAGACUUCCUGUUCAGCGAUGAUGCCACCAGCACUGACACUCAAACAAUCUACAACUCCUGGAUGUAUUUAGUGCAUGAUGUUACAGUAUUUCAUUCAAGCUAUGUUGCUGCAUGCUUGGAUUCAAAAACAUUCAAGAAUAUAUCAAUUGGUCAUUAUGUCCUGCCUCCAGCAAAGCUGCAUGACGAAAUAAGAAAGAAGGUUGGAGCAUUUAUAUGGGAAGUGAAUUCACCGCCACAUACUAAGAAGGAAAUUUCAAUAAAAAGAAAACGAGAAAAAAAUGGAUUCACAACUAAAAAAUAUCUUCUGAAUGAUUCAGGAGUUGAUGUGACAGAGGAUACAAGAGAAAUCAAUAAUUCAGCGCAGCACAUGAACUCUAAGGGAAACUGCUGUCAACUAAAGCAGCAUAAUUACCAACUUAACAACCUCAUUGGUAACUUCACUCAUGCCAGUGACAUGAAGCAAUACAAAGGAUACCUGCGUGACUUCAUGUGUGCUGCUACCAGCUAUGCAGUGAAGCGAAUGUGAUUAAACUAAUUCUUGAAAGUUAAUCAAGAUAUAACCGCAAGAAAAUAGCACCGAAAUGAAUAAAAACUACCCGGGGUGAUGUACCGAUGCAGAAAUGAUAAUUUAAAAGCAGGCAUGUUAAAAAGUCUGUAUGGUAGUUAUGUCCCUUACUGGAAUUUAUGGAUAGUUGAAUCGACAUGACUAUACGCAAGGAAUUACAUAUUAGAUGUUUUUGUCUAUAUUGUUGAGACUAUAUUUUUUACUAUAAAACUAAAGUUUCAUGCUCAAUUUAUUUCAUAACAUUUAGCACAGAAUUCAAUAUUAGUUUUUCAAUUUUAUUUGUGAAGAGCCGUGUUAUGAUUUUUUUUCAAAAUCACCCACUUUACACCAGGGCAUCUCAGAGUGCUCUACGUGCGAUAUGCGACUUACAUCACACCUCAAACAUUUAAAAUGGUACAGUUUGACACAGCACCUGGGCUGCAAGCAGGCAUGUCUGCCAGUAAGGGACAGUGAUUUGCUAUGUGUCAUUCCCAUUGGGUAUUGUGCGGGUAACUUUUAGAGUUUGGCAAAUUUGGACCAUGACGCAAGCACACAAUGACAUCCACUCUGAAGUUAAUGGCGUAUAUUUUGACGGUUAAUCCACUCGUUAAUAACCAGAGCGGCCUAAAGGAAUCGAACUACGAACCUCUGCAGUAUGUGGCAUAUGCCCUAUCGAUGGACGAAAUCAUUGUCCCACAUUUACGCGUGGUUUUUGCACUUCAUUAAACAUGUAGACAAACGUGAAAUUGUCAUUAAAUGCCGUAAUUUGUUAUAUCAGAGUUGCAUCAGUAAAUAGCAGAGGUGGGACAAAGUCAUUGUUAUGUAAGUCCAAGUCGAGUCUGAAGUCAUCAAAUUCAUGACUCGAGUCUGACUCGAGUCCAAGUCACAUGACUCGAGUCCACACCUCAGAGGUGGGACAAAGUCAUUGUUAUGCAAGUCCAAGUCGAGUCUGAAGUCAUCAAAUUCAUGACUCGAGUCUGACUCGAGUCCAAGUCACAUGACUCGAGUCCACACCUCAGAGGUGGGACAAAGUCAUUGUUAUGCAAGUCCAAGUCGAGUCUGAAGUCAUCAAAUUCAUGACUAGAGUCUGACUCGAGUCCAAGUCACAUGACUCGAGUCCACACCUCUGGUAAAUAGGGGAAAGGAAUGUUUGUUAUUGGAGUUCAUGAAUAUACAUCUGCAUUGCAUUAUUUUGAGCAUUACCUAAACAUACCCGAGGCUUAAUUUUAAAGGGUAUAUCAUUGUGAACCAUUGCCAUAGACUAAAUCCUAAAAAAAACUGCCUUUUACUAUCUUGUAAAACUAAUGGAUUAAUCGACUGACUGCCAAAACUUGAUCUUGCCUUAUUGGUCUGGCUCCCUAGCAAUGCAUACAUGUUUGUUAAAUACCGCAUGUUGGUUACUCAAUUCAUGGGCACCAGGAUAGAUUGAAUCUGCUUUAUAUUCGGAAUUACUGUUUGCUGUUACCCUGUUAAUAUGCUGCUGUUGGUGUUUUACAAAUGUAAACGUGAAUUAAAGGUUUUUAAUUGUUGACAAA